Messenger RNA from Arachis duranensis, 1083 nucleotides. RefSeq names its product actin-related protein 9-like. Bases 417 to 971 code for a protein of 184 amino acids. The transcript is spliced from 8 exons. NCBI's taxonomy places the organism in Eukaryota, Viridiplantae, Streptophyta, Magnoliopsida, Fabales, Fabaceae. The record is from RefSeq and is a predicted model, not a curated record.
GGGUUCAUGAUCUUGAAGGAUGACAAUAUUUGAUUAUAGAAUGAUUGUGGUGGAGAUCAAACACUAGAGAAUAUGAUAAGUCACGCUUUUUGUGCAUAUAAGGGAGCUGGAAGGUCUUGUUAUUUUCUGAGUUGGAUUUCUCCAUUACUUUCUAAUGGCCUCGUAUUGAUUUGGUUGACCAGGAAGGUCUUGCUGCUGUUUUUGGAAACGGAUUAUCAACGGCAUGUGUUGUAAAUAUUGGUGCGCAAGUGACAUCACUGAUAUGCAUAGAGGAUGGAGGUGCACUGCCAACCACUGUAAAAACUUUGCCUUUUGGUGGCGAGGAUAUAUCAAGGUGCCUUCUCUGGACCCAAAGGCACCACCAGACAUGGCCUCAAAUUCGUACAGAUAUUUUGACAAAGCCUAUAGAUCUGUUAAUGUUAAAUCAACUUAAAGAGACAUAUUGUGAGAUCAAAGAGGGAGAACAUGAAGCUGUUGCUGUAGUUCAUUCUUACGAGGACAGAGCACCAGCUGGAUCUCACAAGACAAGACUUACUGCUCUAAAUGUUCCUCCGAUGGGUUUGUUCUAUCCUACGCUUCUUGUUCCUGAUGUCUAUCCUCCUCCACCUCGUACUUGGUUUAAUGACUAUGAGGAUAUGCUAGAAGAACCAUGGCAUAUGGAAUAUACUCGUCCUGAUACAUUUUAUCCCAAUGUUGGUGGAGGAAUACCAAUGUGGGAAAGCUAUCCAAUUUUCGCAAGUAAGCCAAAAAGAGAAGAAAAAGUAGGCCUUGCGGAGGCUAUUUCUAACUGCAUUCUCUCAACUGGUCGCAUAGACAUCCAGAGAAAACUAUUCUGUAGCAUACAAUUGACUGGUGGAGUGGCUUUGACAAAUGGUUUAGUUUCCGCAUUAGAAGAAAGGUUUGUCUUAAUUUUGUUUGAUCUUGUAGCGUAUUUAAAUGCUUUGUUACCAAAUGAUUGGCUGCAAUACUGAAAUUUGGGAUGAUAAUUACUGUUUCUUCAUAAUUUUGCUUUCUAAAUACGCUAACAACACAUGGAAACCCAUUAUAACUUAUAAGCACGUUAUCAUAUUAACAAUGUUGGCC